This is a messenger RNA of Gossypium arboreum, 1677 nucleotides long. RefSeq lists its product as uncharacterized. The transcript has 7 exons. Bases 261 to 1286 code for a protein of 341 amino acids. The record is from RefSeq and is a predicted model, not a curated record. Lineage: Eukaryota; Viridiplantae; Streptophyta; Magnoliopsida; Malvales; Malvaceae.
UGUGUUUGAUGGAUAAAAAGUAAAAACAAAAAAGAAAAACCCAAAGGUAGGCAAAAAGAUAAAUAAGCGGAAGGUGGAGAACAACAAACGGUUCACUGGUGCGGAGGUUGCCUCCACUCUUAUGUGCAUUGGAAAGUCGUAGAAUAAAGGGAAAUUUUGUAGAUUAUUACGAUCUGCUGAAAUCCAUUUGAUCCAUCUCUUCUCGGAAAGAAAGUUUAAAGAACAUGGUGCGAUGAAGCAGUGGGAGAAAGAGAUAGGAGAUGGCUAGAGAAGGCAGAGGAGCCAAAUGGGGUGGUCAUGGUUUGGGUUCAGGUUCAGGUUCAGGUUCGGGUCAGUGCUCCUAUAAAAGGAUCACUGUGAUUGUUUGCUCCGUUAACAUUGUUAUUGCUCUCUAUGUUCUUCAUUCUCUCUAUUCUUCUCUCUACAUUUAUUCCAACAAAGAUCAUGAUGUUGUAAUGCAUACAUCAGAUCAUAUUAAACAAAUGGAAGAAUCAGUUAGGAUUCGAAGAGCCAGUGAACCUAUAGAGCUUGUUAAAUUGGUAAAACGAUUAAAGCAUGGAUUUUCGAGUGAAGAAUCAAUGGCUGAAGCUGAACUGCCCCAAGCAGUUAAGAAUAAGAUAACUGAUGAGAUACUGCAAAGAUUGAGAAGCUUGAGACCAAAUGCCAGUGUCAGUGAGCAGCAUGAAGCGGUUGAAACCUGGCGCAAUGAGAAACUGAAAGAAGCCAAAAAUUUAGCCCUUGGAGGAGAGAGAUUGGAUUCAACUCUUCUGCGAGAGGAAGCAGGGAAUUUAGUAAAAGUCUUGGAGUCAAAUUGGGCUGCACUGUCAGAAGAGAUUGGCCUUUGGAUUCCCAAUGAAAUCAAGAAUCAAGAACAUAAUGAUAAGCCUGAGGACGUGGAAGAUACUGAUGAUCCAGAACAAAUUUUAGCUGGGAGGCCUCCUCUGCCGGAGUGCCGUACUGAACUUCACACUGAUUAUGAUGGUGAUUGUGUUCGAUGGGGUCUUACACAUCACAAAGAAAGUGCAGCUGAUUGCUGCCAGGCUUGUUUAGAUCAGGCGAAAGCUGCGAAACCGGGUGAAAAGAAAUGCAAUAUAUGGGUUUAUUGUCCAUCCGAGACCGGUUGCUAUUCCCCAGAUAAAUAUGAACACAAACACAUGGAGUGCUGGCUGAAAUACUCUGAGAAGCCAAGUCUGAACUUUAAGGACCGAUACCCUGAAGGUUAUAGAAACAGCCACCGGAAUGUUCCUGUUAUUGUUCCUUGGGUAUCUGGUGUCAUUAGUGUCUGAACUUUGAUCAACAAGACGUGACCGUCAGAAGUCAAUCCGAGAUCUCGACAAUACAUGACCAUCAGCAGUCAAUCUGGGAUCUCGCCACAGACUCUAUAGAAUGCCCCGUUUACAUCUAAUCAACAGAACAAUUUUUUUUGUACCACGAAAGGUGUAUUGGUUGAUCUGGUCUCAGCUCGGCACUGAGAGGUAUUUAAGACAUGACCAUCGUUGGUGCUGCUGGCUUUUGAGGUGAGGUUAUUGUAGAAGACAUGAUGAGACUAUAGAAAAGCUUUUCUUUGUAGUUUAAUUAAUUACAUUUUUUUUUGGUAAUUGCAUUUUGAGACGGCAUAAUAAUGAAUGUAGCUUUGAACAUUUAAAUAUUAUAUCAAUUUAAUUUUAAUUUUUAAAA